Molecule: messenger RNA, 1467 nt
Organism: Lindgomyces ingoldianus
Lineage: Eukaryota; Fungi; Ascomycota; Dothideomycetes; Pleosporales; Lindgomycetaceae
Exons: 5
Coding region: 1-1467 (488 amino acids)
Source: RefSeq, a predicted model, not a curated record
AUGCUCCCUUUGUCCCAUCCAUCCGCCCUUCUGGCAUACACGCUCUGUGUUUCCGGUCUCGUCAAUGGCUCCCCAACGAUGAGUCGCCGCGGCGGUAACAAUCCAUUGGCAAACAAUCUCAGUCCUGAUUAUGGACCAGUCGGGGCCUGCACCGACCCCAACGAUUACAGUACGCCGGAAAAAAGGGCAAAUAUCUGGUUUCACAGUCAUGGGGGGGAGCUUGCCGAAUACUAUCUGCGCAAUGAAGGGACAGAGAAGCACGACACAGUCGAUUGGGUGCAGGACAUCUUCAAGCUUCUCUUCCCAAACAGCGAUCCAGCUCAGAUGAGUUGCACAGGGUCCGAGACUAGUUGCGGUGUGGGGACUCUCGACUGCAAGAAGGACUUUGAUAACAGAGAUUACCUUGAACGUCUUGAUUGGUUGAAGGGAAACUUGACAAAUGACCUUCCCAUCCUUGUCGACGACUUCCAAGUCGAUAAGGAGACUGACAAGGAGCUAAACUUCUACGCGAUACUAGCCGGUGCAUUAGGCAUGGCUGCCGGCGCGACCGCUGCAAAUCCCGCCAUAUCUGGACCCCUCGGGGCUCUAGGCGGUAUCUCGGCGAUCAUUGCAAACACAAAACCGCCAAACCAAGAUUCGGCGUUCGAAAAGAUGGGCAAGGUCAAAGCUGAUUUAGCCAAAAUUACCAGUGCUACAUGUGAACAGGCUUACAAGGCCAUUACCCAGAUACAAGAUGCCAUUCAUGGCCGCGAAGGAACUAGUGAAGAUAUGCUUCCAGCGGAGAUGCUGCACGAAGACGACUUCAGCGCUGAAUACCAGCACAAGAUUCCGAAGGUUAUGGGCGCAGGGGCUUGGCUGCUCGAGCAUCCAGACCAGAAUCUCCGAGCAGACUUCAAAGAGGUCGGAAACCGAAUGAUGCAAACCCUCGCAAUUCAUCUUAUGCGCGUCUUCAAUCAGGCAUACCUCUUCAUCUUCACUGACAGCUCGGCGGACAAAUGCGUAGGUGGCGGUGCAGUUUGGGACCCCGACGCCAAUCUCUGCUACUCUUUCGGAAGCAUCGCGAAGCACGACGUAUUCGGUAACGAGCUCCAGACGUACUCCAUUCAAGGCAACAACGAUUUCGCCAAACCCCUCUGGGACAAGUACGGCGCGGACAGGCUCAUCACGUACCGCAACAUCAUCGACUGCUGGCUCAACAACGAUUCCAAAAUCGGCGUUCCGACUCUAUCAGCUACCAGCCCCGGAACAGACAUUAAGCGCUGCUUCUUCAGCAUCGAGGUCAAGAAAGGCAGCCUCGACAAUGCGGCGAACACGGUGUGGAUGAAUCUGGUGCCUGAGGAAGAAUUUCCGAACUUCUCGGGUGAGGACAAGAUCAAUAAUGGCGGGUACCCGGCGGCUUGCAAAUAUCGCACGUGGGAGGGUACGAACAAUUGCAGGCAGUGGCCGGUCGCGUACAAUAUGGAUUAG